GACUAUACUUUUUGCUCUCUUUUUGACGAGUUCGAUUGCAUCAGUAUCCUGAGAGAAAAGAAGAAACAGAGAGGAGAAUUCUGAAAGGUCAGGGAAAUUUGGAAUUGAUGGCGUUCGUUGAUGAUGAUGAAGAGGAAGAAUCUGUUCCUCAAUCAGCUUCGAAUUAUUAUUUUGAAGAUGAUGAUAAGAUACCUGUGUCGUUUGCGCGUCUGCCAAUUCAAUGGAGCGAGAAGGAGAAAGUGGAUGGAAGUGCAGCUGGUUUUUACUUGCGAGGAACAUCAGAUAAUGGUCUUUUGACUCUGCAUAAGCGUGUUAAGGCUUGGAGAUUCGACCUUUCCAACUUCAGACCGGAGAUUUCUGUUCUUGGCAGAGACAACAUAUGGAUUAAGCUUGAGAAGCCGAGGAAGAGCUAUGCCGAAUUGAUAAGAAGUGUUUUCAUAACCGUGCAAUCCCUUCAGUUUCUUAGGAGGAAUCCUCAAGCUUCGGAUAAAUCUCUCUGGGAGCAUUUAUCUAAGAUUUCCAAGGCAUUUGACGUGAAGCCAUCGCAGAAUGAUUUGGUGGAUCACAUUGAUCUAAUCGCUGAAGCUGUUAAACGAGAUGGAAAAUUGGCGAAAUCGAAGUUUAUACUUGCAUUUCUCGCAAAGAAGCCUUCCAAAAAGAGAUUACCUGAUGAGGACAAUCCAAAGGAUGAUUUCAUAGUUGGAGAUGACUCUGUUGUAGCUUCCGAUGAAGAUGACUCGGAUGAUGACGAUGAUGAUUUUUUUGAGUCUGUGUGUGCAAUGUGUGACAAUGGUGGCGACCUUUUAUGUUGUGAAGGAAGCUGCCUGAGAUCAUUCCAUGCUACCAAAAAAGAUGGUGAAGACUCACUUUGUGGUUCUCUUGGCUUUACCAAAAUGCAAGUGGAAGAAAUUCAGAAAUACUAUUGCCCAAACUGUGAGCAUAAAAUUCAUAGUUGUUUUAUUUGCAAGAAGCUUAGCUCCUCUGAUAACUCUACUGGGGAAGCAAAGGUUUUCCAAUGCGUGUCAGCCACCUGCGGCUACUUUUACCAUCCUAGUUGUGUUACAAAACGACUAGGUCUAGGAAAUAAAGCAGAGGCUGAAGCACUAGAGAGGCAAAUCAUUGCAGGAGAGUUUACAUGCCCACUGCACAAAUGCAGUGUCUGUGAAAACGGAGAGGUUAAGACUGACUCUAAUUUGCAAUUUGCUGUAUGCCGGCGUUGUCCAAAGUCCUACCACAGAAAAUGCCUGCCGCGGGAAAUUUCUUUUGAAGAUAUUGAGGACGAUGAUAUAUUGACAAGGGCGUGGGAUGGUCUCCUAAACAACCGUGUACUCAUAUAUUGCGAAGAACAUGAGAUAGAUGAAGAGCUUGGGACACCGGUUAGGGACCAUGUUAGAUUUCCUUAUACUGAGGAGAAGAAGCUUUUCACGACAGAGAAAAGAAAGAUACUGGAAUCACAUGUGGGAAGAGACCAAGCGAGACCUAAGGUUAAGGAUCUUGCCUCACGAGACACCUAUGGAAAAGCUUCUGUAAAAUCAUUUAGAAAUUCGUUUCCUUCUUCAAAAGAUGGUGUCUCGACAAAAAAGCAUGGAUUAGUGUCGUCUGUACCAGAUCAUUUGAGGAAACGGAAGGAAGUUGAUCCAUUCAGAAAGUCUAACUUGGUGCCAAACAAAUCCCAGAAGAUAAUGGGAUCUGGAGAGUCCCGUGAAGCUUGCAGAAAGAAAUUGAAAGUGAAUGAACCACAUGAAGCUGGAAAAAACAAGCUGGGAGUGAAAGAGGCAAGCAAAGCUUCACUGGGUGAAAGAUUGUUUAAUUACAUGCAGGAACCUAACAUAGUAAAGCCUCGGAGCUUGGUUUCAGUUGAUAGCAAACACAAUAAUAAGACUGACUCAGUUGCCUCGAGGGAGCCAGGAAGUGAAAUUCCUACAUUAGACAAUGAUUCUCAAAGGAGGCUCUUGGUGAUAAUGAAAAAAGCUUCAGACGAAAUAACUAUGGAAACUAUAUUAAAGAAAUACAAAAGUCCAUCUACGUAUAAAAGCUCCUCAACGAAUGUUGUGAAUAAGACGAUCACUAUGGGGAAGGUAGAGGGCUCAGUUCAGGCUGUCCGAACAGCACUAAAAAAGCUUGAGGAAGGAGGAAACAUUGAGGAUGCAAUAGCAGUUUGUGAGCCAGAUCUUCUGAGCCAAAUCGUCAAGUGGAAGGAUAAGCUCAAAGUUUAUCUUGCUCCUUUUCUCCAUGGUGCACGCUAUUCUUCCUUUGGUCGUCAUUUUACAAAACCCGACAAACUUCAACAGAUUGUAGAUAGGCUCCAUUGGUAUGCAGAAGAUGGUGAUAUGAUUGUCGACUUUUGUUGUGGUGCUAAUGACUUUAGCUGUCAGAUGAAAGUGAAGCUUGAAGAAACGGGCAAGAAGUGUUUUUAUAAAAAUUACGAUCUUUUUCCAGCGAAGAAUGAUUUCUGUUUUGAGAAAAGAGAUUGGCUGGCUGCGAGGAAAGAGGAUUUGGGAUUGGCACCUGGUGAAAGGCUGAUUAUGGGGCUAAAUCCGCCAUUUGGAGUCAAGGCUUCUCUUGCAAACUCGUUUAUUGCUAAGGCUCUUGAGUUUCGGCCAAAAAUUCUCAUCCUCAUUGUUCCUCCCGAGACUGAAAGGUUAGAUAAAAAAUCUUAUGUGCUUAUAUGGGAGGAUGCAGCCAUCGUAGCUGGAAAGUCAUUUUACGUCCCUGGAUCUGUCAAUGAAGAAGACAAACAAUUAGAGGACAGCUGGAAUAAUGUUUCACCGCCGCUUUCUCUCUGGAGUCGGUCUGAUUUUGCAGCCAAGCACAAGGAAAUAGCGGAAAAGCAUAACCAUUUGUCUAGCGAUGUGGGGAGCUCAAAGUUAAAGAAAAUUGAAGAAGAAGCAAACAUAUCUUUGUAUCCACUUGGAGCUUCUGAUGGCAUAUGUGAUAAUAAUUCUGUGACGAGAGAUGGUGCAUUUGAAAAUGGUGAGGAUGUUCCUAUGGAAAUAGAUGAACUUGAGGUAGCUGAUUGUGUUAAUAAGAUUCUGGUCUCUGAGAAAAUCGAACCACGGGAAACUGUAGCAUGUGUAAAUCAUCAGUCAGAUCACUUGUCAAGGAGAAGUCAGCUGGAAAAGGAGAAAAAGACUAAAGACUCCGCUGGUAGGAUGCUUGGGAAGUCGGUGGAUUGGAAGAACAGUGACAUGGGAGAUGACCGAGGAAAGUUGAAUAGAGGACCGGAGAGCAUCGAAGUAAAUAUCCCUGAGACGACAUCUGAUUGGCAGAGUCCUGCGAGGUCUUCUUCAGAUGAUAUAUAUGCCGUCUGCACAUCAAUAUCCAAUACUACACCACAAAGAUCUCACGAGUCUGUAGAAGCAUCUCUGCCUUCAAUAACAAGGACAAAAAGUAACUUGGGAAAUAAUAUUAGAGAACACGAUCGUAGAGUGCAGGGCAGUAGAAAACCUGAAGAGAUGCGAAAUCGGCCGACGAGCUCUGCAAGAUCUUCUAGAGAGGACGACAUCUACACUGCUCGUCUAUCACCAGCUAAUACGGGUGAGAAACCAUGUGAAGCGUUUGAACAAUCUUAUGGUGCAACUUUAUCCCAUUUCGACGAUGGUCUUGCUGCUAAGUAUGGUGGUUUUGGUGGAGACUACAGAAUCCCGGAUCCUCCUUUAAUUCCGGACCAGUUUUCACUGGCCCCAUCUCUGAGGAAUAGUCCUAACGAGGUGUUUGAUUACCGAGGAUACUCUGACCUCAACAGAGGGCUUGGUCCGAGAGAGUAUCCACAGCAGUAUGGUGGGCACUUGGACCCCAUGUUAGCACCUCCUCCUCCAAGUCUGACGGACAAUUCCUUUUCGUUGCAACAACGUUAUGCGCCUCAUUUUGAUGAAAUGAAUUACCAGAGGAUGAGCUCUUUCCCAUCUCAGCCUCCAAUGCAAUCUAGUGGAGACAAAAUCUAUGAUUCUCCAGGCUUUCCGCUGCAACCGCCACCACCUGGAGACUUUGGGAUGAGUCCAUUGGGUUUUGCCCCUGGUCCGAACUACCCUUAUAUUGGUAGAUCUGGCGGUUGGCUUGACGACUAGACCAGCUCUCAUUUUCCUUGUAUUUGUAACAUUAGUUUAGUUUAGACCUAUUCUCUAAAGCUGUAGGACGCUUAGAAGAAGAAAGAAAUCUAUAGCUUUUCUCUUCCACUCAUAUUUCUUGCUAGUGGGCCUUUUUGAUUCUGUUUAAUAAUAAUAAAAA
This is a messenger RNA of Eutrema salsugineum, 4227 nucleotides long. Its product is annotated as protein ENHANCED DOWNY MILDEW 2. The coding region runs from base 108 to 4067 and encodes 1319 amino acids. The record is from RefSeq and is a predicted model, not a curated record. NCBI's taxonomy places the organism in Eukaryota, Viridiplantae, Streptophyta, Magnoliopsida, Brassicales, Brassicaceae. The transcript is spliced from 19 exons.